Messenger RNA from Patiria miniata (bat star), 6796 nucleotides. RefSeq names its product nicotinamide phosphoribosyltransferase-like. Gene Ontology annotation, molecular function: nicotinamide phosphoribosyltransferase activity. Gene Ontology annotation, biological process: NAD+ biosynthetic process. Lineage: Eukaryota; Metazoa; Echinodermata; Asteroidea; Valvatida; Asterinidae. Bases 170 to 1588 code for a protein of 472 amino acids. The record is from RefSeq and is a predicted model, not a curated record. The transcript has 10 exons.
GCGAUCUUCAUCUGGUCACCCAUACCAGUGCAUACGUGCCGCGCCGCCGCGCGAAUGACUCACGUUCAAGUCCACGCUUGUUACGGACACGGCCUUGCAAGCCUGCUGACAUUCGUCGGUUAUCUGCUUUAUAUAAAGACCACACGCAGUGAAACGCAUAAAAGUUGAAAUGGCGCACACGCCUGCGGUGGAGAACCCCUUAUUCUGCACUGACUCGUAUAAGGUGACCCAUCACUUCCAGUAUCCAGAAGGGACAACAACCGUCUACUCCUACUUUGAGAGUCGAGGAGGCGUUUAUCCGGAGACCGUCUUCUUCGGCUUACAGUACAUCAUUAAGAGAUGGCUACUAGGUACGGUCAUCACUAAGGAGCACAUCGCUGAAGCCAAAGCACUCUACAAGAUGCACUUUGGCCAAGAUGUAUUCAACGAGGAGGGAUGGACGUACAUCCUUGAAAAACACAACGGCCAUCUACCCCUGCUCAUCAAGGCUGUUCCAGAGGGAACGGUGGUGCCGACGAGAAAUGUUCUGUUUACCGUGGAGAACACGGACCCUAAUGUACCAUGGCUGACAAACUGGUUUGAGACCAUCAUGGUGCAGGUAUGGUACCCCAUGACCAUCGCCACCCACUCAAGGGCCCAAAAGGCAAUCAUCGCCAGGCACCUGAGCGAGACGGCGGACAACCUGGACUCCCUGCCAUUCAAACUUCAUGACUUUGGCUUCAGAGGUGUGGCAUCGGUGGAGACAGCAGCUAUAGGAGGUGGUAGUCACUUGGUCAACUUCAUGGGAACGGACACCAUAGCCAGCUUGGUCUUUGCCAGGAAAUAUUACAACUGUGAUAUGGCCGGCUUCUCUAUCCCUGCAGCCGAACACAGCACAAUCACAACGUGGGGCCGAGAAGGUGAGCGGGAUGCCUACGCCAACAUGCUCAGCAAGUUCCCCAACGGCCUGGUGGCAGUGGUCUCGGAUAGCUUCGACAUCUUCAACGCCUGCGCCAAAAUCUGGGGUCAGGAACUGAAGGACCAGGUGGUCAACAGGAACGGGACGCUAGUCAUACGGCCAGACUCUGGUGACCCGCCAGAAAUUGUGGAAAAGGUUCUAAACAUUCUGGGUGAAGCUUUCGGCACCAUCACCAACUCUAAAGGCUACAAAGAACUACCUAAGUACGUCAGGGUCAUCCAAGGAGAUGGAAUCAACGCAGAGAUGCUGGAUAAGAUCCUGAAUCGCAUGCGGAAGGGAAACUGGAGCGCGGAGAAUCUGGUGUUUGGCAGCGGGGGCGCCCUCCUGCAGAAGGUCAACCGCGACACGCAGAAAUGCGCGUUCAAGUGCAGCUCGUGCGUCAUCAACGGGGAAGCGAGGAAUAUCUUCAAACAACCAAUCACAGAUCCAGGGAAAAAUUCCAAGAAGGGUCGCCUUACGCUAGAACUUCACGACAAUCAGUACGUGACGGUCCAGGAAGGAAAGGGGGAUCCAAAGAAGGACUUACUUGUACCAGUGUUUGAGAAUGGAAAACUUCUAAAGGAUUACAGCUUUGACGAAAUCAGAGAACGUGCCGAGCUACCCAUCGUCAAACAAGCUAGGAAGAAGUAAAAAUGUCCCCAUCGCAAUCUGUCCUAUCAUGCAUUAGGUUCCCAUUAUGCAUUAGGUUCCCAUCAUGCAUUGGCUUCCCAUCAUGCAUUUGGUUUGAUCCCAUCAUGCAUUGGGUUCCCAUCAUGCAGUGCCCAACAAGCUUGGGUUCCCAUCAUGCAUUGGGUUCCCAUCAUGCAUUUGGUUCGAUCCCAUCAUGCAUUGGGUUCCCAACAUGCAUUGUUUUCCCAACAUGCAUUGGGUUCCCAACAUGCAUUGGGUUCCCAUCAUGCAUUGGGUUCCCAUCAUGCAUCGAGUUCCCAGGGUGCAGACCUGCAAAUUGACUCCAAAGACUUCAGUGAUAGUUACGCGUACUUCCAAAAAUUAUUUAAAAUACUCGCCACUCUCCAAGGUGUUUGACACACCAUCAAAUAAAAGCUUAUUUCAUAUUCUUUCAUUUUUCUGUACAAUUUUGUUCCGUUAUCUGAUAACUUUUGGGAGAAAAUUCCAACCAAAUAUGAUCACCCCGAAAAGUAAUCCUGUGGCCCAUCGCCAUUUUGAAAAAUGAUGCCUGCGCUCCAUUGCAAAAUCGAGCAAUUUUAGGGUGCAAAUUCAUGAGAAUUCACACUCCAGUGCAUGGCUUCCACCUAUCUUUUUUACAAACCUUCAAGUUCAUGGCCCACAAAAUGCUAUAAUAGCAAAAAAAUUGAGGGUGCAAAAAUUAUGAUUUGGCCCGCGUAGGCAAUCUGGACCCAUUUACAGGUCUGCACCCCCCAACAUGCUUGGGUUCCCAUCAUGCAUUGGGUUCCCAUCAUGCAUUAGGUUCCCAUCAUGCCUUUCAAAUCCUCUUACUCAGCAAGCUCUGUAAAAUUGUAAAAUAGUGUUUAUUGUGAGACAAAUACAUGUAGUUUUAUUUGGACUUUAGCAUUCAAAUUUGAAGUCCCCAGAAGAGAGGGUGUGCACAGCCGUUUUCCUAAAGUAAACUGAUAUGCCAGAUUUGACCUCAGUGAGGUCAUGUUGUGCAUUUCUAUAUAGGACUGAUGACAUCAUACGCAUAACCCAUAUACACUGCUGCUGGAUAUUUUGUGACGUGAAACAAACCUUAUGCAAGUAACCUCCAGUUUUGGAAUGGUGUGGUGUAUUUGUGUAAUUCACAUCUCAUUGAUAAAAUAUGCAAUUAUGAAAGAUUAUGCCCUGAAUUGUGCGUUCGAUUAGAUCACCCACGUCGACUCGGGUUAGCCCCGCGCUGUUUGAUUAGUUCUGACAUAAUUCUCGGGCGCACCCGGAUCAGCCACCACAACCCUGCUCGUGGAGCAUUGCAGUGGUAGAAAUACGUCACACACAUGCGUCAUGCCUUCCAAGAAGCUGACAAAUAUGGCGGCCGAACAGCAGGAAAAUUCAAGUAGACCUAUUAAUAAACUGUAUUUGAAGUCUAAACAUAAUUAUUUAUUGAUCUCAUAGCAACUUUUUGGAGGCUAUUUUGAAAAAGCAGUGGAUCUCAUAGUAAGACUGAGUCCGAAACGGGCGUUUUGUCAAUAGCUAUGGGUAUGACUACAGACGUCGUGUGAGGACAAUGAUGGCGAAUGUUUGAGCAUUCGAUUAGCCGUGCUCUUGUGGCUAACCCAUCUACCUUUACCUAUGUCGACCCGGGUGAGCUAAUCGAGCACACUCAUAGAAAUAUAACAUCGGAAUCUGUAGUUUUGACCAUUCCAACUUUUCCAGACAAGACAAACUCAGCAGUACAGUACCAGAUAUUCAAAUUUAACUCGCAAAGAAUCUAAGCUACUUUUAAAUCGCUUAUUGGAGAAGCUUCUUAGCAACUUGGUCUUCAAAUUAAUACGAUUCACUGCAGGCACAUGUUGUUAAACGGUAGAUGUGCUAUGAAAACUUGUUAUAUCGUGUGCUUGGAUGCUGUAAUUUCAUUGGUCAAGAACGGCCACGUGUCCAAUCUGUAAAAAUGCAUAUACAGUGGUUAACGUCAUAUACGAUGCACGUUGCGCACGCGCGUGUAGAACCUGUAUGCGCGCUCGCGACUGAGAAAUGCGUGCAAGUCCAGCAGAAGGAAUUAAGCCUGCAGUUAUCAAAGGUUAGACUGCAGUGAUUUAAUUUAUUUCUUGCAUUGCACGUUUCAACCAUUUAUUGUUUUGACUUAUUGGCACAAUAUAACAAAACAAUUGUUGACUGCUAUGAUGUGGUAUAUGUUGUUUAACCCCCUUGGGGCACAUAUGUGACCUACUGAGGCAAAAUGAGGAAUGUCCCCCAAAACUUUAUUUUGAGUAAAUGACGCAUGAAGUCGAAUAGACUAGAAAAAUUAUGUCAAAGUCGAUAUUGAUUGUUUUGUAUUUUUGAUUAGCCAAGGUAUCCAAGAUUCACACUAAGCAGUUUUGUUGGGGAAAAAAUUCCCCAAAAAGUGGAAAAACUGAAAAACGUUUUCCAUCCACUGCCAUUGGCGGCACAAUGCGUGUCUUUUUUUCGAAGCCGUUUUUCUCGAAAUGAGGUUUGCUAAACUUGGCAGGACACUGUUGACGUUCCUGCGUCAUUCCUCAUUAUGCUGUGGCAGGUCACAUAUAGCACCCUCUGCGUUCCCCGGUGUUACAGACGGCAUAUCACACAUCACAGCAGUCAACAAUUGUUAAAGUGCAUGUGACGACUUGAAAGCUCACAACUCGCGGUAGAACACGGAUCGUGCUACACAGGAUAAUAUCCCACUGCUGUUGCUAUGGCACUGACCAAUUAGCAUCCAGUAUUCAUGUUUGCAUGAAGACAAUAUUAGAGAGCCAAUGGUUACCAGCUGUUGUCCUACCAGGGAUAUCUUACACUCGUUAGGGAACCAGCUAUGCCUAUUCUAUAUGUUUCAGUAUUAUUUUCUGGUUUGUCUUAGAAGUAUCCGUCGAGAAAUAUGUAAAGUGUUUUACUUCUUAAGUGUGAGACGUCCAGAUACAAAGUAGCACUGGGUAAAAUAAUGCUUAAAGGGCAUGUACAAUAUUUGCUUCACGUUUUGGGUUCGGAGAUGCUGGAAAAUCCAAGAAAACCAACCAUGUUCUUGUAGUCUGGUUCCCUGACCCUACUUAAGAUGAAACGGAACAAUUUAUAGACUUUGGGGAUAUAUUCUGUACACUGCCUAAAAAGAAAUAUCAAGUUGAGACCGGUUAGUGCAAAAACAGCUUCUUGCCAUGAUGAACUCUGACACAGGUUAACUUUAAAUACAUGUACAUAUACAGUGAAAUCUCGAUAAGUCAAACUCUGAUAACUCAAAACAAAGUCAAACAAAGAUUCCAAUCCCUUUAGUAAUAUAACAAUGAUAUACAGCCCAAUAACUCAAAACUCUGCCUAAGUCGCAUUUUGAACCUGUUCCCUUGAGGUUUGACUUAUCCAGAUCUCACUGUAUGUACUUGCUCCUGCACACAUAGGAACUGCGCGCUCCAGCAGCUUUGCUUGUGCAUACUUCCAGGGACGGAGUCGAGUCCAUCACAAGUCCAGUCACAAGAAAUAGUGGAUGAACAAUAACAAAGGAAUGCCUUUGUCAAAGCUCAUUUGAAUAGCCGGUGACUUGAAUUGGGACUGGAGGACUUGUGAUGGACUCGACUAGCCAAUCAGACAACAGAAUGUUUUGCCAUGGCACACCGCAACCAAUGAGAUCUCAGAAGCUAGGGGUCUUUGCCUGUGUCCUUUUUUUCCACAUAGGUUUCAAUGUGCAUGUUGCAAUGUCCUCUAAACUUUCAAAAUGCAAGACGAUAACAAGCAAUACUUAUAUUGUUAUGUAAACUUUAUCGCACUUUUAGAAUUGUCUUCAUGUUAAGUGCUAAUAUGUCACUUGUGUUUAAAUGUUGACGAUUCGGUGAUUUUACAGAAUAUUGGCAUAAAUCAGUCUUAAGAAUUUUUAAAUUCAUGUAAUUUGUACCUUAACUGCUUUGUUUUGGUCAUGUAUACAGUGUACGUACAGACAAGUUUUUCAAAAGUUUAUAAUUUCAUUUUUCUAUGGUAGUCAUCACAUUUCAAUUUCUGUGGUUGCAAGUGGACUUUUAAUGUAUUAAUUUAGGUAACAAGUUUGCUUUGGUCUGUUAUGUAUUUUGUUAACACGAGAUGUACAUUUUGUUACAAAAAGCUGUAAAAUGUCACUUCUAAAUUGUAUCAUACCUUAAUGUUUUGUAGGUCACAUAAUUUACUAUAGAUGAAUCACAAUCAUAAUACAGAUAAUUAUGUGAAAAUCGUUAUUUUCUUGGGUUUUUUUUAACAAUGGUUUUGACAAGUUAUUUGAAAAAAUAACCUGAUAUUUUGUAUUACUAUUCAAAAAGGACCAUGUUUAUUUUUGUAGACCAAAUGUGUUGUUUUUUUAAUUUCUAAACUAGAUUGCAAUGUAUUCAGAAUUUUGUGUAUACGUUUCCUAGCUGCUCAACUGCAAACAAGUGUUUUUCGUAUUGAAAUAUUUUAUUAGCUUUUUUUUUUCUUUCUUGAACCUGAACACCGUAUACAUUUAUUAGCGCCCAGUGCCAUUUAUGUAAACUGCCUGAGCUAAUAUCCAAAGCACAGUUAUUUAUCCCUGAAGUACUGGACAAGUUUAUUUGUUUUGGAGCAUCAAACUCGAAGAUCUGUGGGGCAAUACUGCAGGUCGUGGGCUUGAGUCUUAGCUUUGGUUGGGGUGUGUUUGUCCUUGGGCAAGACGCUUUGUCACAAUUAAAUUUGCUUCUCCCCACCCAGGAGUAAAUGGGUACCUGUGAGGGCCGAAUGAGAUGAUUAUUGUGAUUGUUUUUAGCCACUUCACCGAGAUUACGGUGGACUCGAAAUAUAUUGACAAAUUUGGAAAUAUAUCUCACAAAGGGAAACCUUGCAUAUUGCAGAUACUGUCCCUGUUUGUAUGAAAAUCCAGCUACAAUCGGAGCUUGGCUGUUUUUUUUAUGGUAGAGCUGAAUUAUUUAUGUAUGUAUGCCCAGACUUGAGAUUAUUCAUUUACUAUUUGAAAACGUUGUGCUGCACUAUUGUGGUGGAUCUGUACUUUCUGAAUUUUUUAAUAACUCAUUUAAACAGUGAUUAAGCUAAAAACAAAACAAAACAAAAAACCAUUGUGCAUGUGAUUUAUAGAUCAUGAGGUGUGUGCAUUGAUUUGGAGUAUAUAGUAAAUUACAUUGUAAAAUGAAGUGUAAACAUGGUGACACUCGCAAGUGUGUCUCAGUGAUGGAGAAUUAAAAGGCAGUUGUACCAAAAUGUAUAUGUAAAUCCAUGCCAUUUAAUGUU